GCUGUGGUUCCUGCAGAUGUUUAAGAUUAGAAAUGAAGUAUGAAUGCAAAACAGUUGACUUUCAAGCGGAGCUUUAACCAAGAAGGAAGAGAAAUAUUCAGUACAAGAUGAAGUCCCAGAAAUCUUGGAUUGAAGACAUCUUCUGUAAGAGAGAGUGCACAAAGAUCAUACUGAGCUCCAGAGAUCAACACAGAUGUCCUGCUGGUUGCCAAAUCUGCCAAAACUUAAUCCGAUGUUGCUGCGGACGGCUGAUUGGAGACCAUCCCGAGAUAGAUUAUAGUUGGCUUGCCUAUCAGUCUGUGAAGGAGAAGGAAGAAUGGUCUGUCCAAAAGCACACACAAACAAGUCCAACUGAUACCUUUGGUACUAUCAGUUUCCAAGAUGGCGAUCAUACCUACCAUGCCAAAUAUAUCAGAACUUCUUAUGAUACCAAGCUGGAUCAGUUGUUGCAACUCAUGGUGAAAGAAUGGCAGAUGGAACUGCCAAAACUGGUAAUUUCUGUUCAUGGUGGUAACCAAAACUUCAAACUUCCAUCUAUGUUUAAGCAGCUUUUCAACAAAGGCUUGGUCAAAGCUGCUGAGACUACAGGGGCAUGGAUAUUAACAGAAGGCAUCAAUGCUGGAGUAUCCAAACAUGUGGGUGAUGCAUUGAAAGUUCAUGCUUCCCAGAAUUUAAGAAAGAUUUGUGCUGUUGGACUUCCUCCCUGGGGUAUCAUUGAGAAUCAAAAGGAUCUCAUUGGUAAAAAUGUAGUCUGCCUAUAUCAGACUCUGAGCAACCCUCUCAGUAAGCUAAGCACCCUCAACAGUAUGCAUUCACAUUUCAUAAUGGCUGAUGAUGGAACAGUGGGCAAGUAUGGUAAUGAAAUGAAACUCAGGAAGAAACUGGAGAAAUACCUUUCACUUCAGAAAAUUCAUACUAGAAUAGGACAAGGAGUACCCUUAGUUGGGCUACUGAUAGAAGGUGGUCCAAAUGAGAUCUUGACAGUGUGGGAAUAUCUGAGGGAAAAUCCUGCUGUUCCUGUAGUAGUAUGUGAAGGAACUGGUAGAGCUGCUGAUCUUCUUGCUUUUACGCAUAAGCACACUGCUGAAAUGAUUUAUAUGACCUCUCAGUUUAAGGAAGAAAUAUUAUUAAUGAUUCAGAACAUCUUCAAUUUGGGGAAAAAGCAGUCCCAUCACCUAUUUAAAAUUUUAAUGGAGUGUAUGGAAUAUAGGGAUUCUAUAAUGGUAUUUGAUGCAGAAUCAGAAGAGCAUCAGGACAUAGAUCUGGCAAUCCUAACUGCUCUCUUUAAAGGGACAAGAAUGCCUGCUCCAGAUCAGCUAAAUCUGGCACUGGCCUGGAACAGAGUGGACAUUGCAAAGAAGCAUAUACUGGUUUAUGGGCAGCACUGGAAGGCUGGCUCCCUUGAGCAGGCAAUGCUGGAUGCUUUGGUAAUGGACCGUGUAGAAUUUGUGAAAUUGCUAAUAGAAUAUGGUGUGAACGUACAUCGUUUUCUUACUAUAUCCCGACUGGAAGAAUUGUACAAUACGAAACAAGGACCAACAAAUCAACUUCUUCAUCAUCUCCUUUGUGAUGUGAAACAGAGUACUCUUCCUGCAAACUAUAAAAUAUCACUGAUAGAUAUUGGGCUGGUAAUAGAAUAUUUGCUUGCGGGAGCUUAUCAAAGCAGCUACACAAAAAAGCAUUUCAGAGUUCUGUACAAUAGCCUUCACCGGAAACAUAAGGGAGUUGUCUCAAGCUUGGCACCGAGCCUCUCCCUUCACCAUGUGGGAAACAGAAGUGGAUCUGCUGAAAAUACCUCACAUUCCCAGUUUAUCAGAACAGCACAGCCUUAUAAAUACAAAGAAAAAUCAUCUGCUCUUCAUAAAUCUAGGAAGAAGCUGAAAGAUGAAUUUACUUUUUCAGAUGAUCAGGAAUCAGCUGGCUUUAUAUACCCAUAUAAUGAUCUUUUGGUUUGGGCAGUAUUGAUGAAAAGGCUGAAGAUGGCAAUGUUCUUUUGGCAGCAUGGAAAAGAAGCUAUGGUCAAGGCUGUGGUGGCUUGCAAACUCUACAGGGCCAUGGCCCAUGAAGCCAAACAAAGUAAUAUGGAGGAUGAUACUUCGGAAGAGCUGAAGAAAUAUUCAAAUGAGUUUGGGCAGCUUGCUCUCGAUGUGCUGGAUAAUGCAUUCAAACAGAAUGAACGGAUGGCCAUGAAGCUGCUGACAUAUCAACUGAAGAACUGGAGUAACUCAACAUGCCUGAAGCUGGCUGUGUCAGCAGGUUUACUGCCUUUUGUAUCCCAUACAUGCACACAGAUGCUCUUGACCGACAUGUGGAUGGGGCGCUUGAAGAUGAGGAAGAACUCCUGGCUUAAGGUGAUUCUGAGUAUUCUUUUACCUCCCACUAUUUUGAUGCUGGAAUUUAAAAGCAAAGCUGAAAUGUCUCAUGUGCCUCAGUCACAAGAUUUCCAUCAGUUCACAUGGUACCAUGGGGAUCCUAGUAUCUCCAGUGGAAAAGAAGACCUCUCAAUGGUUAGUAUGAAUGGUAAUGAUUUAGAGAGAGGAAAGGAAAAGGAAGAUGAAAAGCAAUCUUUUGCCAUCAACAACGAACAAGGAAGCCUUCCUGGAACUAGGAAAGUGUACGAGUUCUACAAUGCCCCAAUUGUCAAGUUCUGGUUUCACACGAUGGCCUAUUUAGCAUUCCUCAUGCUGUUCACUUAUACUGUCUUGGUGAAGAUGGACUCGACACCCAGCUUUCAGGAAUGGCUUGUCAUCAUCUAUAUUUUCACCACCACCAUUGAGAAAGUCAGAGAGGUAUUUAUUUCUGAACCAGGAAAAUUCAGCCAAAAGGUGAAAGUCUGGAUUUUUGAGUACUGGAACUUUACAGAUUCUGUUGCAAUCAUCUUGUUUAUGACUGGUUUUGGUUUGCGCUGGGCUGAUCCUCCAUUUCAAACCGCUGGAAGGUUAAUCUACUGUUUGGACAUAAUAUUUUGGUUUGUCCGACUACUUGAUUUCUUUGCUGUGAACCAGCAUGCAGGACCAUAUCUAACAAUGAUUGGAAAAAUGGUAACAAACAUGUUUUAUAUUGUAAUUAUGAUGGCCAUAGUAUUGUUGAGUUUUGGUGUGUCUCGAAAAGCGAUACUUUCACCACAUGAACAGCCAUCAUGGACUUUGGCACGAGAUAUAGUAUUUCAGCCUUACUGGAUGAUGUUUGGUGAAGUAUAUGCAGGAGAAAUUGAUGGUAGGUCAACUUUUAUUGAAGUUUCACUUCCAGAUUGCCCUCCAGGUUCCUUCCUUACACCAUUCCUUCAAGCUGUCUACCUCUUUGUACAAUAUAUCAUCAUGGUCAACCUUCUUAUUGCUUUCUUUAAUAAUGUUUAUUUUGAUAUGAAAUCUAUAUCAAACAAGCUCUGGAAGUACAAUCGUUAUCGUUACAUAAUGAUGUAUCAUGAAAAGCCAUGGCUGCCUCCACCUUUCAUCAUUCUGAGCUAUAUUGGCCUUUUUCUGAAAUACCUCUGCCACCGUCGACCACCAAAUGAAUUUGAACAAGAAGAGGGAGGUGUUGAACUGAAGCUCUAUCUGAGUGAAGAGGAAUUAAAAAAACUUCAUGAUUUUGAAGAGGAGUGUGUGGAAAAAUACCUCCACGAGAAGAACAAAAGUCUGCACUCUAGUGAUUGUGAAAGGAUCCGUGUAACAACUGAAAGAGUUGAAGAGAUGUUUAAGCAGCUGAAGGAGGUGCAUGAGAAAGUAUGUUACAUCAAAGAUGCUUUGCUUGCACUAGACAGUCAUCUGGGACAUUUACAAGACCUCUCUGCUUUAACUGUUGAUACUCUGAAAGUAAUUUCAGCUGUGGACACUCUGCAAGUUGAAGAGGCUUUUCUUGCUGAUACAAAGCACCAAGACUAUAGAAGGCUUCCCCAUAGCUGGAGCAAUGCCACAUACUCAAAGGCUUUCAGCAGUCUGGAAUGUAUUAAAGAUAAAAAAUACCAUUACUUCAGUGUGCCACCUUCCCUUCUGAGAAGCUUAGCCAAGAACCAGUGGCCAUCAGAGAGUCAUCAUCACCUUAUUGAUGCAGUAGACUAUGAUGAGAUAAAAUCAAUAGAUAAGCAUCAGGAACAGGAAACAGAAAAUGACACACUAACCUCUGGGGUAUCUUCAGAAAUUAAAUCAGCUCCCAGAUGUGGAAAGUUUCUUUCAGUUCCUUCUGAUCAGCAAGGAGGAGUUUGUUUCUCUGAAGAUGCAAGCUUGAGUUUGUCAUUUUCAAGUCCUCUGAAUGAGCUCAGGGAAGACAAACAGAAAGCCAAACCCCACACCAAGUGCUGCAGCACUUCUGUUCACCUGAAUGUACACAAUGAUGACGUUAUAGAAAGAGAGCCCAUUAUCCAUCAAAGGCAGCAACUGGAUUCUCUUAUUUUUGUGCCAGCCCAGGAAGGUGAUGAAACCAUAGCUGAACAUUAUUUCACUACCAAAAUUCCUAGCAUUGCCAGCAACAUCUCUCUACCAUCUUGCCACCAGAGUGAGGAACCAGGAGGAGGCUUUGUGAAUUGGGGGUUUGCAGAAGAGGAUGAAAACAAUGGCUUUGGCAGCCCGUCAAGAGAUUCAUACUGCAUGCAGUCUACCCUCAACAAAAAUUGCAAUGGUAGUUUGCAGCAUUUGAAGAUAAAGGCAUCUAAAAUAUUCUCCUGCAGUUCUGACAGAUCAGGAUAUGGUACUGAUUGCUCACAGUCCUGUCUCCCAUUCCAGUGCACUUCAUUCUGGAUCAGUGCACCAAACAGAAACUGGAUUUCCUCCAGGGGAAAUAGCUUUCAGUCCCACAAGGCUGAGAAGGUGGAGAAGACCAGGAAAUUAAAAGAACUAUCAAAAUCUGCUGAGCUUUGUAAAUCAGUUUGGACAAAAGCAAAACUUAGGAACAAAGACAGGAAAUCUUUGAAAAAGAAACAGAAAGCUCUUCAGGUGCCGGUGAUAACAGUAGAUGAUUGUCCCCAGGGCACCCAAGCUAGUUCGGAACCAUUUGACAAUAAGUUCUUAAGAGAAAAACAAGAAAACAGGAUGAACAGGCUAACCAUGCCCAACUUCAAUCAGCUAGAUUUGGAUCAUAUCAGUUGCAUGCAUCAGAAAAUGAAACACCAAGGAACUUCUAAACACACAGUGCAAAUUUGUGACUAUUUGAGGCAAUCACAAGAGGAUUUAAAUAGCAGUACGAUUUGGACUUGCAGGAGAAAUAACUUGAACAAGAAUCCAUCGUUGACUACAGAUGAAACAGACAAAAUCUCAUCCUUCUUAAAAGCCCCUCAAGAUCUGCACCAUUAUUACUCAGCUGUCGAAAGGAACAAUUUAAUGAGAUUAGCUCAAACAAUACCUUUUACACCAGUGCAGCUCUUUGCUGGUGAAGAAGUGACAGUCUAUAGAUUAGAAGAGAGUUCACCUUUGAACCUUGAUAAAAGCAUAUCAUCAUGGUCACAGUGUGGCAGAGCUGCUAUGAUUCAAGUUUUGUCUCGGGAGAAAAUGGAUGGAGGUCUGAGGAGGGCUAUGAAGGUUGUCUGCACCUGGUCUGAGAAUGAUGCACUAAAGUUGGGCCAGGUCUUCAUUGUGAAGUCUUUCCUUCCUGUGGUUGUUCAGACUUGGCAAAAGAUCUUCAAGGAGGAUACAGUACUUCAUCUUUGCCUCAGAGAAAUACAGCAGCAAAGAGCAGCUCAGAAGUUGAUACAUACUUUCAACCAAGUGAAGCCUCAUACCAUUCCAUAUACUCCAAGGUUUCUGGAUGUAUUUUUAAUAUAUUGUCAUUCAGCAAAUCAGUGGCUAACAAUAGAAAAGUUCAUGACAGGAGAGUUCCGCAAAUAUAACAACAACAAUGGGGAUGAAAUCACGCCUAAUAAUUUGCUGGAAGAAGUUAUGCUGACUUUUUCUCACUGGACAUAUGAAUAUACCAGAGGAGAACUCCUUGUACUGGAUUUGCAAGGUGUUGGAGAGAACCUUACUGAUCCAUCCGUUAUUAAACCUGAAGACACACAUGCCAAAGGGGUGGCAUUUGGACCAGCAAAUCUUGGGGAAGAAGCAAUCAAAAACUUUAUAUCAAAGCACCACUGCAAUGCCUGUUGCAGGAAACUCAGACUUCCAGAUUUGAAAAGAAAUUACUAUACACCUGGAAUAUUCAGUCCAGAUUUUGAAGAUGAAACAGAAGCAAUAGCAGCAGCGGGAGAUGAAGUUGCUAAGAAUGGCAAUGAUGAACCUUUGGAAUAUAAUACCCGAUUGUGAUGGAAUGAAUUUUCAGACAGGCAGGAUGUCUUUUUCUUGAACAUCUGUAUCAUUCCAUAAUUGUCUGAAUGGUCAACUAUAGGUGCCCAAACACUUCAGUUCCAGCUGUAGGCUAAAAAAAUUAAAAUUAUCUGCAUGGAAAGGAAUAUGUGAAUAAACAUUUAUCCUGUAGUAAAUAGAAUGUACUUACUGUCCACAGUCAACUUUUAAAAUAUAUGCAUUUAUUCUGAGACUAUUGAUUAAAGUAUCUGGGAUCAGA
Messenger RNA from Sphaerodactylus townsendi, 6489 nucleotides. It is a transcript of the gene TRPM6, whose product is annotated as transient receptor potential cation channel subfamily M member 6. NCBI's taxonomy places the organism in Eukaryota, Metazoa, Chordata, Lepidosauria, Squamata, Sphaerodactylidae. The record is from RefSeq and is a predicted model, not a curated record. Gene Ontology annotation, cellular component: apical plasma membrane. Bases 108 to 6230 code for a protein of 2040 amino acids. The transcript has 39 exons. Gene Ontology annotation, molecular function: protein serine/threonine kinase activity; monoatomic cation channel activity; ATP binding. Gene Ontology annotation, biological process: protein phosphorylation; monoatomic cation transmembrane transport; protein tetramerization.